AUGGUAUUAUUUAUGGUAUUUUUGUAGUUUGGCUUCUAGAAAUGUUACUUUCUUGAUUCUCUUAGUUCUGACUUUGUCCUCGUGGUUGAAUUCACUUAUUGUAAGUCGCUCUGGAUAAAAGCGUCUGCUAAAUGACAUGUGAUGUAACAGUUAUGUAUUGAUAGAGCCCAUUCUGCUAGAUUUAUAUUAGUGUUUAGUUACAUAAUGAAUUAUGUAAAAAGGGGGAUUGAUGAUAUAAAACUGAAUUAUUGAAGGGACGAUUGUGUUCAAGCUCCUGCAAAUUCAGAAUAACAUCACAAAGCAGAUGGAAUAUGUGUCUGAUAAUAAAUAUUAUGACUCUCAAAGCUAGGUACUCGCCUCACACAAACGCAACACACACUUGUUAUCACGUUGUUACAAUGAGAGAGGGGGACGAGGGCCCCCUCCUGUGAGAAAGGGGUGUGGGGGGGUGCAGCAGAUCCGAGGUCAGGAUGACUUCACAUGUGGGGGCAUGGAGGCCCGUACGUGGAAAGGGAGGCCGAGUUGUUUUGGGUUUUCAACUAGUGCCGACCGGAGAGGACUCCGCUGUGAUUGCUAUCGCAUCGAACUUGUAUUUGACGCGUGAUCAGAGAAUAAAUUCUCCCGUUGGAAAGGAGAGAACGAGAGAAGGUCGUACUUUACCACACCUCCAAUUUUGAUAGACGCUAACACUACACCUCAGAGGUACAUGAACGUUUUACUGUACGACACCUCAGAGGUACAUAUUGUACUUUCAGAUGAUUUCACUUCUGAUUUUUUCAUGUUCUCCCUCAAAACCCUGACCUCAUUCAUUAAUAAACCUAUUGAAUAUUAAAGUUCAAUAUGAGAUUCUUAAGAUGUAUAAAUUAGAGAUGCACCGAUCAGGUUUUUUGUGCCGAUCACUGAAAUCAGUAUCUGCCGAUCACCGAUCACGGUGUCGAUUGAAGCAUUCUAUUUAUUGUGUAGCAUUAUUAAAAUGUCCUAAUUGAUACAUUAAAAUUGUUUGAUUGCUAUUGUAGGGGAUUUCAGAUAUGUAUGGAACACAUCUGCAUUAUUCAUUUCCUGGAACUCUUGGGGAAAUCUAUAGACAGGACUUUUUUUAACAUACAAAAGUCUGACUUAUUUUUAUAAACUCUUCCUUGGUACAGUAAAAAUGUUUCAAUGUUAGCAUCAUUUAAGCUAAAUCUCAGAAACAAUCUAUAAAGAUACUAAAUCAGUUCAUUGUUUACUUUUAUAUGCUAGUGUAUGAUUUGUCGACAUCUUAUUUUGAAAAACGGAUGUUGUUUCACGUGGUUCUUUCCGCUAACUUUGCAAAACCGGAUGUUGUCACAUAAAUCCUUCCGCUAACGUUAUCAAAACCCUCGCGCGCUCCGGAUCGAAUGCGUUUACCGUGAACAUCAGUCUAUAGGGGCUCAGACAUGGAAGUGUCGGCUGAGUCGACCGUUUUGAGAACGCCGAUCAAAACCGAAAAUGGCAAUAUCGGCCGAUAUGGAUCGGCGCCGAUCAUAUCGGUGCAUCCCUAGUAUCAGUGGCGGCUGGUGAAUUUUCUUUGGGGGGGGGGGGCGCAGUUUAAAUAUCACUCAACAAUGAGAAGAAAAGAGGUUUUGAGUAGAAUAUUGUAAAAAACAAAGCUUUAUUUAAAGAACACAGCGUGCUCAACACUGUCCAACAACAACUAUCAACACACUGUGACUUUGGGCAUGAGAGGUUCAGAGCAGCUUUAAGGAACAUUGGGUUGGGUUUCAGAGGUUUGCAAAAUAAAAGAGUUUCACCCUCACAUGAAAGAGGUUCAGAGCAGAAUAGAGUCAGAAAGAGAUCACAUGUUACAUUGGGUGACAGAGCAGACCCACUACUGUAAAGACAAGUAGCCUCCUCUCUUUAAAGUGGUCACUUUACUCUCAGGUUAAAGUCAAUCAUGUCUGUAACCAGCCUGUUUCCAUUAUUCUUGAGGGAAUGUGUCUGUUUUUCAGAACUUCUUCGUUGUGUUUCGAUGCCAGUUCGGUCUCCUUCUCCUGACUAAACAAGACGUCCAGCGGCAGUUGGUGAUGAAACAAGAGGUUCCCCCUGAACAGCAGGACUGGAGCUCCAGUCUGGACCAGGAAGACCCAGAGCCUCCAGAACCUCCACACAUUAAAGAGGAGCAGGAGGACCCAGAGCCUCCACACAUUAAAGAGGAGCAGGAGGACCCAGAGCCUCCACACAUUAAAGAGGAGCAGGAGGACCCAGAGCCUCCACACAUUAAAGAGGACCAGGAGGACCCAGAGCCUCCACACAUUAAAGAGGAGCAGGAGGACCCAGAGCCUCCACACAUUAAAGAGGAGCAGGAGGACCCAGAGUCUCCACACAUUAAAGAGGAGCAGGAGAACCCAGAGCCUCCACACAUUAAAGAGGAGCAGGAGGACCCAGAGCCUCCACAUUAAAGAGGAGCAGGAGGACCCAGAGCCUCCACACAUUAAAGAGGAGCAGGAGGACCCAGAGCCUCCACACAUUAAAGAGGAGCAGGAGAACCCAGAGCCUUCAAACAUUAAAGAGGAGCAGGAGGACCCAGAGUCUCCACACAUUAAAGAGGAGCAGGAGAACCCAGAGCCUCCACACAUUAAAGAGGAGCAGGAGGACCCAGAGUCUCCACACAUUAAAGAGGAGCAGGAGGACCCAGAGCCUCCACACAUUAAAGCGGAGCAGGAGGACCCAGAGCCUCCACACAUUAAAGAGGAGCAGGAGGACCAGGAGAACCCAGAGCCUCCACACAUUAAAGAGGAGCAGGAGGACCCAGAGCCUCCACACAUUAAAGCGGAGCAGGAGGACCCAGAGCCUCCACACAUUAAAGAGGAGCAGGAGGACCAGGAGAACCCAGAGCCUCCACACAUUAAAGAGGAGCAGGAGGACCCAGAGUCUCCACACAUUAAAGAGGAGCAGGAGGACCCAGAGCCUCCACACAUUAAAGAGGAGCAGGAUGAACUCAGGAUCAGUCAGGAGGGAGAGCAGCUUCAAAAGCUGGAGGAGGCUGGAAUCAAGUUCUCAUUCACCCCUGUAAAGAGUCAAUAUGAUGAUGAGGAAGCUCAGCUCUCAAAGUCCAUAAAAACUGACAAAAGAGAGGCAGAACAUUUGAAAACAGAAGCAG
Molecule: messenger RNA, 3118 nt
Organism: Pseudoliparis swirei
Lineage: Eukaryota; Metazoa; Chordata; Actinopteri; Perciformes; Liparidae
Product: IgA FC receptor-like
Exons: 2
Coding region: 2043-2417 (124 amino acids)
Source: RefSeq, a predicted model, not a curated record